AUGAAUACUUUUGCAACCGAGACAGUUCGGAUCCUGGAAGAUGUCGGAUGCACCAAAGCCUUCGGUGUGUCCGGGGGUUAUGUAUUCCCUCUAUGGCAUGCUUUGGCGUCGUCUGCUAUUGAGGUCUACCAUUGUCGUAGCGAGAAUGGUGCAACCUUUUCAGCAAUGGAGCAUUCUUUGCAUACAAAUACAAUUGCUGCUGUUUUUGCCACCAGUGGUCCGGGGCUCACAAAUGCCUUUACAGCCCUUAGGAGCGCCCGUGCGGAUGGGGCCAAGCUCGUUCUUCUGUCCGCAAUUACGACGGAAAACGAGCAUGACCCAAAGAAAGUACAAGAGUUCUCUCCAGAAAAUGUUCAAAUUUUCACCGGGGACUCUCUUCAGCUUCCAUUCAGUCAGAGCUUGGUCAUACGUCAUCGCACCGACCUUGCGAAACUCUGGCAAGUGUUGUAUCAUCUUCAGUCAAGCUGUUCAGGUACUUUGGGUGCCUUCGUUGCACCAGAUAUUCAAAAGUCUUUCGUUGCACCACUGGUCGGGCGUGAAGCGCAGAAUGGAGUUGCCCCAAUCCCCGGUGACCCGAAGAUCCACCGCUGGAUUCACUUUGUUCAAACCAAACUCCAGAAAGGAAAGCAUGUCAUCUGGGCAGGGUAUGGCGCCGUGAAAUCUGCAAAUAAUCUCUUGGAGUUGGCCGAAAAUUACGACACAUCUGUCAUGACCACUCCACGCGCCAAGGGCGUGUUUCCCGAGACACACCCACUGUCUUGGGGGUGUACCGGUCUUGGAGGCAAUGUGGAAGGAAGUCUUUCCAGAGCUGGGAGCGACUGGGGUGUGAUUGUACUUGGCUCCCGUUUGGAGGAGCUAAGCUCAUCGUUUAUCCAAUUUGGUUGGAAAGAAAGAGAAAUCAUUGCGGUCACGAAUACGCCAGAAGGUAUUCGGCGCAAUCUGCCACCACACGCAAUGGUAAUCGAUGCAGAUGUCACGGAACUCCUUUGUGGUCUCGUGAACGCGAUCACAAUGCCAAAGAUGUCGACAUACAGGCUGGAGCCGUACAUGAUUCCCCCUGGAAUGGCCACUCCUAAUGGACUACAUCCUGUAUCGGUUUUGUCGGCAGUUCAGGAGAUUGCAGUACGCAAGCACAACUACACCAUUAUAGCGGACAUUGGCAAUACGCUGGCAUGGGUCACGCGCUAUCUUAAAUUUAACAUGCCAGGCUACUUCCGCAUCAGCACACAUGAGGCCGCAAUGACUCACGCCGCAUGUGGAGUGGUUGGAAUCGGAUCGAACAACACCCCGGUUAUUGCAAUUGUCGGUGAUGGCGCAAUGAUUAUGCAGAACGAGCUCAGCACAGCGGUGCGAUAUCAAAUGCCGAUUAUAUGGCUGGUGAUGAACGAUAGCCGCUACAAUAUGUGCCAGCAGGUCUUCAACAUUGAAGGGGCGGAAAUACCAGAUUGCGCCAUUCCGCCCAUUCAAUUUGCUAAAUAUGGCGAAGCGAUAGGGGCCAAGGGACUGACAGUAGGGCCUAAUCAGGACAUAAAUGAGGCUCUCAGUCGAGCAAUUGCUUGGAAAACCCCAACUGUGAUUGAUGUUAAAAUUGAUGGUAACAUUCCCGCUCCUAUUGGAAGUCGUGUCAGAUCUCUCUCGUCCGGUUGA
Penicillium arizonense is the source of this 1647-nucleotide messenger RNA. RefSeq names its product thiamine pyrophosphate-binding protein. The transcript has a single exon. The record is from RefSeq and is a predicted model, not a curated record. Gene Ontology annotation, cellular component: mitochondrion; acetolactate synthase complex. NCBI's taxonomy places the organism in Eukaryota, Fungi, Ascomycota, Eurotiomycetes, Eurotiales, Aspergillaceae. Gene Ontology annotation, molecular function: flavin adenine dinucleotide binding; magnesium ion binding; acetolactate synthase activity. Gene Ontology annotation, biological process: L-valine biosynthetic process. Bases 1 to 1647 code for a protein of 548 amino acids.